Molecule: messenger RNA, 624 nt
Organism: Paramuricea clavata
Lineage: Eukaryota; Metazoa; Cnidaria; Anthozoa; Malacalcyonacea; Plexauridae
Source: the annotation of a GenBank genome assembly
AUGCCUGCUAAACGCAGCAUCGUGCCCAGUUGGCUGGGUAAGUUUGGUGUGAAAGAAGUCAAUGGGCGGGCGUUGUGUGUAAUAUGUCAACACGUAUAUGUAGCAGAGUCUAUAAAGCCCAACAAACUUCAGCGCCAUUUAGAGACACAUAGAAAUAUAUUCGCUUUGUCGGAAGAUGCUCGCAAGCGAGUAUUCGAGAAACUUGCCGCCAAUCUUGAUAAAUCACAACAAAUAAUGAUGGGAAGUUUAAAUGACGAACAGAAAAGACAAAUAUUUGUUCUGAAAACGGCCUUCCUAAUCGCGAAAUCAAAACAACCGUAUGUCGAGGGUGAAGUAAUGAUAAAGCCGAGCCUCCAGAAUUUCGUCGAAUUGUUUGAGGGUGAAUCGUUCCACAGGAAAGUGAAGACAGCGGCCGACAGCGUAACGCUGAGUGAUACGACAGUAUGGAGAAGAACUGUUGAUUGUGCAAAUGAUAUUUCACAGCAAGUUAUUUCAUAUUUCAAAGAAUCGCCCCAAAAGAGUAUUGCCUUGGAUGAAUCAACUGACAAUACUUCGCAGCCACAGCUUGGCAUUAUAUGGGAGAUAUAUAAGUCCACGAGAAAACUUGAAAGAGGAGUUACUUGA